GCCGAGAAAUACACACGCGUGAACACGUGAACGCGCAAUAAGAAACUAGCAGUGAACGUCAGGUCCCGAACGUGAUCUGGCACCAGCAGUACCAGCAGCAGCAGCAGCAGCAGCAGUAGCAGUAGUAGCAGCAGCAGCAGCACUCACAGUGACACAUGCAGCGACAACCCGAGUCGCAGGAAACCCGAGCUGCGAUAUUUCUGAUCUUACGCGGUCACGCGCACGGAUCCACAGUUUCUGGUCUCCCUCAGGGCUUGGCCGGUGUACCGGACAUCGCGCGAGCCGUUCGCUGAUCACACUGUCAAAAUAAAAACCUCUGCUAUGAGCGAAAUAGGUUCGAUGUGACACACACUCUGGUAUUCAUUUUCGCUCUGUCUUCGGUCACGUUCGCCCAGUAUGGCGAUCACCGUGCACCGCACCCCUUUUCGGGUCGAUUCAGCUGCUACCUACCGACAACCCCGUCAACUACGUUCUCAACGUCCCCGGACAUGUUCCGCAGCACCGACAACGCGAGAUGUCGAACGUUUCGGACGACGCUCUAUGUCGCGGCGUAGUUCACGACCGAUCAAGUACAUGCUACAGAGCGGCCUAGCAUCAAUGGAGACAUCUUUAUUCGUAUCCUGCUGUGCCCCACCACCGGAAAAUUUUUCCUCGUGCGAACCGUCGACAGUACCCCUCAACUUACGUUUAAUAACUGAAACACCGUCGUAGCAUAAUUCAACUGAGACUCCCGUCUCGGUCGUUAAGCAUAAGUUGGGUAACACUGUGAUCGAUCAGCAUGUAUCGUAUUUAAUGGUUCAUCCAACACCCGUUCCAUGACGUGAACUUUCAACAACCCUGUGGUCGUUGUUAAUUCAAUAACUGAUUCUUUUCGUAACGAAUCGCGGUCCACCGCAAUGGCGUGUGCAAGAACGUUACCUUUAUUGGAAGGCGCGAAAUUAAUCGUCCUCGACGAAGGGGUGGAUGCAAUGUACGCGAGGAAAUUAAUCGCGGGAUGGAUACAAAUGUGGAAAUGUAAAGACCCUAAUCUCACAUUCGAUUUGCUGUUAUUUUCUGAUCCAAAGUCCACGUAUAGACACGAACCUGACCCUUUUAUGUCAAAUAAUGUAAAUAUUCAUGAUUAUUACACGGUUGAUAUAAAUCAACUCGAUGUGAGUACAAUUCACAAUAAGGAUUUCGAUACCCUCGAACAUAUUUUAAAGACCACGAAAACAAAAUCUACUGUGAUCAUUGAUUGCUUGACAUCUCUGAUCUUAUUUGUUGGUUUGUCUAAAGCAUUGUGGUUCUUGGAAAGAUUAAGUAAACAAGUGUUACAAUUAGUAUGCAUCUAUAGACGAGACUUCGUUCAGAAUAAAAUACCUUGCAUCGAAACAUUAGGCACCACGUAUGUAAAAAUAGAAAGGUUCUGCGGUGUGCAUACAAACGAUAACAUCAAGUAUAUGGUAGAAAUUAUACAUCGUAAACUAGGUGGCACACUUUUAAAGCAACUCGAAUUAGUAACUCAAAACAGUACUUCCUAUGAGAUUCAGUCGGAAAAAGUUGAAGCGCAUUGUAAAAAACAAGAUGCAGCACAUGAAAAUGAAAAACAAAAGGUUGAAUCUUCGUUUAGGAUAGAAAUAAGUGAACAUGAAAUGAAACAAAGAAAAGAAACAAUAUUACCAUACAUGAUUAAUUCAAAUACAAUAAAUACAUCAAAAAUUCAUUAUCAACCAGAAGAUAUAGACGAUAUCGACGAAGAAGAUCCAGAUGAUGAUUUAUGUAUCUAAUUUAUAUGUGAAAUGCAUUGACAAGUCAUCAUGGGAUAUUAAAAUGCACUCUCCUAGUAUGUUUAUAUUUAUGCUAUUAAUAUCUUAAGCAAAGUUAUUUAUUUUAUAAUUGUUUUGCAUUUUAUACAAUUUUGUUGAAAGCCACAUAGAUGUCUACUAUUUUGUUACUGUACGUACAAUCGCCCAAUAAAAGGUUCCUUUA
Messenger RNA from Nomia melanderi (Alkali bee), 1968 nucleotides. RefSeq names its product Elongator complex protein 5 (gene Elp5). The record is from RefSeq and is a predicted model, not a curated record. Gene Ontology annotation, biological process: tRNA wobble uridine modification. Gene Ontology annotation, cellular component: cytosol; elongator holoenzyme complex; nucleus. Lineage: Eukaryota; Metazoa; Arthropoda; Insecta; Hymenoptera; Halictidae. Gene Ontology annotation, molecular function: tRNA binding.